AUGUGGAGAAAAAGAUACAAUUCAGGUUCAAGGAGACUCAGUCCCUAUUAGGUUCAUUAACAAUCAACAUCACCCUAAUAGACCGACUAUGAAGACUCCCUUACAGCUAAAUGUCUGAUUAGAAUGUUUAUGGAAAAUGGUAAUAUAGAGGACCCCAUUUUUUAAAUUUUAUUCAUUGGAGAAUCAAGAACUAGGUAGGAAGAGAUGGAAUCAGAUCUUGUUUAGAAGGUUUAUUCCUUGAUGGGUGGAGAAAAAGGAUAGGUCAAACGGAGCAAAGGAAAGUCUGAAGCUGAAGUUGAGGAUAAAGGAAAUGGGAAUCGAUACAGAAGUCAAUGGAAAGUUGGCAAAGUAGUCUAUUAUGGGUGCCCCAAUGGUUAUCACAACAAAGAAUUGGAUAAAUAAAUCCGGGAGGAGAAAAGAUUUUGA
Paramecium tetraurelia is the source of this 426-nucleotide messenger RNA. RefSeq lists its product as uncharacterized. NCBI's taxonomy places the organism in Eukaryota, Ciliophora, Oligohymenophorea, Peniculida, Parameciidae. The transcript has a single exon. The record is from RefSeq and is a predicted model, not a curated record.